Plasmodium gonderi is the source of this 2085-nucleotide messenger RNA. RefSeq lists its product as hypothetical. NCBI's taxonomy places the organism in Eukaryota, Apicomplexa, Aconoidasida, Haemosporida, Plasmodiidae. The transcript has a single exon. Bases 1 to 2085 code for a protein of 694 amino acids. The record is from RefSeq and is a predicted model, not a curated record.
AUGCUAAAUUAUGGUGGCAAUGGGAAGACCAAGAUAAGUGAAAUGCAGGAACUAAGGGCAAAUGAGAAUAACAAUCAAAACGAUUUUGAUGAUAAUGCAUACAAUGAUGCAAGCACAUGUCAUGAUAGCAACAUGGUGUAUAACGAGAAUUGUUCCUUUAAGGGGGAAUUUACUCCAAUAAAAGAGGAACAUAAUAACACAUAUUGCGGGACUUGUGUAACAGAAGAUGAUGAAGAAGAUGGGAAUUCGUAUGAUGUAAAGCAGACAAAGGAAGUUUUAAAUUGUGAUUAUUGUAAUAAGCAUGUGUACGCAGAAGUAAAGGCAUACACACCAGCAUUUGUAUACAUUUUAAUAAUUAUUUUAUUUCUUCUCCUUUCAUUUUUUACCAUAUUUUUAUUACCUUUGAUAUACUUAACAUUUAAACAAAAAAAAUACACUUGUCCAUAUUGUGAAAAGAAUUUAAAAAAAUCAUGUGAGAAAUUAUUUCAAGUAAAAAGAGAAAAUCAAAUACUAACAUUUCAAUUUCCCAAAUGUGCAAUUAUAAUAUCAGCUAAAUAUUUAGCUCUAUUCUUAUCACUCAUAUUUUUAAUAUUUUUUUUUUACAUAAUAAGAAUAUGGACUAAUUUUAAUUUGGACAAUUUAGCCAAAGGUCCAUACAUAACAGCUAGCUGGAUAGACUACCUAGAAGAUUGUGGACACAAAUCCCAAUUAAGAAAUAAAUUCAAUAGCAUUCAUAACUUUAAAAAAAAGUAUGAUGGAUAUACAAUAAUAUGGAGAGGAUUUUUCCAUCAGAUUAAGGAAGGAUUCUUCAAUAGUAACUCUUUAUUUAUAAGAAUGAAUCCAUCCGAAUAUCGAUAUGAUAAGGCAGACAUCAGGGCAUUAUUUACAGAUUCGUUAAUAUCUCAUGUGGAAAAUUUACAAAAAAAUGAUUUAAUUGAAUUUGAAUGUACACUUAUACAAAUCAGUAAAAAUAAAAACCCACAUUUGUGUAUUCUCUGGAAUGUCAUCCUACUGGAGAAAUCAGAAGAAGCCAAUUUCAACGUAAUCGAUUUUGUGAAACGUUUAUCCAUUCUAGACAUGAUUAAUAGUAACACUAAUGCGAAUCCAUUUUUUAUGAAUUUCAAUAAUAAGAAUGGAGAGGUCAAGAGUUCCAUAAAAAUUGUCCGUGUUUCCCCGACCCCAGAGGAUGGUGGUGGCAUGGGCAGUAUCAGUAGCAUCAGCAGUAUCAGCAGUAUCAGCAGCAUCAGCGAUGGAGCUCAAAUGGGAGACGAACUCUGGAGAAACGAGUUAUUAGGUGAUAGUUUAUCUCAUGGAGAAUUUUUUGAAACUCAAAACAUAAUUCCUGUAAAGGACAAUUACAUCUUCAAUUUGUCAUCAGAUCAGAUUAAUCAUAAUUCAUUCCAUGGGGGAAAUGAUUCAAAUAUUGCAUUUUUACAUGGAAUGAACGAACAUGAAAAAUUUGGACUUCGUGAUAUUAUGGCUCGUUUGGGAAGAUCAAAAUCGGGAGCGGGACAUUUAACAAACACAGAAGAUGAAGAUGAGGAAGUAAUGGAGGAGGAAGAGGAAGAGGAGGAAGAAGAAGAUGAAGACUAUGAUUAUCAUACUGAAAAUGAACAUGAAUAUGACAUAGAAGAUAUAGAAGCUUUGAAUAAUGCAUAUGGGAAUCAUCAUAAUAUAAAAUUUGAUCCCCUUAAUAGUAAAGAGUUUCGUUCAUAUGGUAAUAAUAACUCUCUUUCUUCACCCCCAUUUCAUAAUUUUAAUUAUGAACAUGAUGUGACGGAAUUAUUUGACGAACAACAUGCAAUCGUUUCUGAAAAGGAAGUACACCCAGAAGAAGUGAUCAAAGGAAGUACCAAAAAAAAUGAAACCAUGGGAGAAGGAUCUGCAAAAAAAUUCUCAAAUGAAAAAGAUGUGAAAAAUAAAGAGAAUGUGAACGAAAUGAAGAGACAGGAAAGUAAGAAAAAUGGGGAAGAUGAAAAUAGCGGGAAGAUAGACUCAAGUGAGGGGGACAAAAAGGAUUUGAAGUCCAAUGAAAAUAAGAACAAAAAUUUUGACGAAUCUACGGAUGAGAAAAAGAACAAAUAA